Recurvomyces mirabilis is the source of this 1878-nucleotide messenger RNA. It is a transcript of the gene SMF3, whose product is annotated as NRAMP-like transporter smf-3. The coding region runs from base 1 to 1878 and encodes 625 amino acids. The transcript has a single exon. Gene Ontology annotation, cellular component: membrane. Gene Ontology annotation, molecular function: cadmium ion transmembrane transporter activity; manganese ion transmembrane transporter activity. The record is from RefSeq and is a predicted model, not a curated record. Gene Ontology annotation, biological process: intracellular manganese ion homeostasis; iron ion transport. NCBI's taxonomy places the organism in Eukaryota, Fungi, Ascomycota, Dothideomycetes, Mycosphaerellales, Teratosphaeriaceae.
AUGAACUGCCCCUCCAAGACCGAUCCGAUUGUACCGGACGGAUAUAACCAGAGUCCCAAUGCACUAGCCGGAGACACCACCACACGAAGCGACCUGAGCACAAUAGCCAAUGCGCGAUUGCAGAGGGAUCAUAGAAUAAGAGAUGAAGAUCCUCCCGAUAUCGAGCUGGUCGCACCCCGCGACGAUACCAGAGAGGGUGGCAAACAUCCUACAAUCGCGAUCAAAGACGGUGGACAUGGCGGUGCAGGCCAUACCCACGACGACAUGGGCACAGAAAUGCUCCCGGACACUCCCCAACCCGACCCCUCCAACUCCGAGCCAAACGACCUCACCGACCUCCCCUGGUACUCCCGCCAGCCGCGCAAACUCGCCCGCAUCCUCCUCCGCUACACCAAAUUCAUCGGCCCCGGCUUCCUAAUCAGCGUAGCCUACAUCGACCCCGGCAACUACGCCACCGACGUCGCAGCCGGAGCGACCUACCAAUACAAACUCCUCUUCAUGAUCCUCCUCAGCAACCUCUUCGCCAUCUUCCUGCAAAGCCUCUGCAUCAAACUCGGGACGGUGACGGGCAUGAACCUGGCCGAGAUGUGUCGGGCGCAUAUGCCCCGGUGGCUGAACUACGUUCUUUAUGUUUUUGCCGAGGUGGCGAUCAUUGCGACGGAUAUUGCGGAGGUGAUUGGGACGGCGGUGGCGUUGAAUUUGUUGAGUAAUGGGAAGAUCCCGCUUGUGGCGGGUUGUGCGAUCUCCAUCGUUGAUGUCAUGUUUAUUCUCCUCUUCUACCGACCGAAUGGGGAGAGUAUGAAGGCGCUGCGAGGGUUCGAGUUCUUCGUCAUGGCAUUAGUACUGGGAGUUGUGGUCUGCUUUUGCUUUCAGCUCAGCGUGUUGACUGAUACGAAUGUCGGGCAUGUAUUUAAGGGAUACCUACCUUCGAGAGCAUUGGUGGAGGGACAGGGGCUGUACCAGGCGUGUGGCAUUCUAGGCGCAACAGUGAUGCCGCACAGUCUCUACCUCGGAAGCGGCAUCAUACAAGCUCGACUACAAGAUUUCGACCGGCAGCUAGCAAAGACAGAUCCAAGCCACCUAGCAUUAUCCUCCACCAUCUCCCCUCCCUCCCACCACCCAGCCCUCGCCAUCCGCCAUCGCCGCCGGGACAUCGACAACAACAACACCACCACUAUCUACGACGACGAGACCGAAGACGACAAACCGGCUUACCGCCCUUCCCUAAAAGCAAUAAACUCCUGCCUGACCUACAGCACCACCGAACUCACCCUCUCCCUCCUAACCUUCGCCCUCUUCGUCAACAGCGCCAUCCUCAUCGUCGCCGGCAGCGCCCUCUACGACCCGCAAAACCCCACCGGGAACGCCACCGCCGCCAACGCCAGCCUCUUCGGAAUCUACCAUCUCCUCAGCACCACCCUCUCCAAAGCCGCCGGGACGAUCUUCGCCCUAGCCCUACUAUUAAGUGGAGUCAGUGCAGGAAUCGUCUGCACCAUCGCCGGCCAAAUGGUUAGUGAAGGUCAACUCCGCUUACGGGUGAAACCCUGGGUACGUCGCCUUAUGACGCGGGCGAUAUCAAUCACACCCUCCAUCAUCAUCGCCGGGGCCGUAGGAGCCGAAGGUCUCAGUCGAACACUCCAAGCGAGCCAGGUUGUGCUCAGUGUGAUUUUGCCGUUUGUUAGUGCGCCAUUGAUUUGGUUCACGUGCAGGGCGAAGUAUAUGGGUGUUAGUCGGGGCGGCGGGAUAGGGGAUGGAGGGGUAGGGGAGGUGAAUAUGAGGAAUGGGUGGUUUACGGCCGGGUUGGCGGUGGUGGUUUGGGGGGUUAUUGUUGUGAUGAACGUUGCGCUUAUUGUACUACUUGGCAUGGGGGUUGGGUAG